Messenger RNA from Eleginops maclovinus (Patagonian blennie), 4275 nucleotides. RefSeq names its product amyloid beta (A4) precursor protein b (gene appb). The record is from RefSeq and is a predicted model, not a curated record. The coding region runs from base 167 to 2413 and encodes 748 amino acids. NCBI's taxonomy places the organism in Eukaryota, Metazoa, Chordata, Actinopteri, Perciformes, Eleginopidae. Gene Ontology annotation, biological process: axonogenesis; central nervous system development. The transcript is spliced from 18 exons. Gene Ontology annotation, molecular function: signaling receptor activator activity; signaling receptor binding; serine-type endopeptidase inhibitor activity. Gene Ontology annotation, cellular component: membrane raft; Golgi apparatus; cell surface.
CCAAACCAAACACAUCGAGCCUCACGCCGUCACAGUCGGGAGCUAAACAGGGAGGGAUCAACGAAAUACUUCAGCUGGUGUCGACACAAAUCGCUGUCUGCUUUGACUAUUUCUAUAACAGGAAAAUCGUGAACGUAUCGGGGGUGCUGGAUACCAGGAGGAAGGCAUGGGGGAGUUCAUGGCGUUUUUGCUGUUACUGGUGGCGACCUUGACGCUUUCAUCCGAGGUGCCUGCUGAUGACUCUGUAGGUAUGCAAACUGAGCCCCAGGUGGCUAUGUUCUGUGGGAAGCUCAACAUGCACAUUAAUGUGCAGAGUGGAAAAUGGGAGUCUGACCCUUCAGGCACCAAGAGCUGCAUUGGCACCAAGGAGGGCAUCCUGCAGUACUGCCAAGAGGUGUACCCAGAGUUGCAGAUUACAAAUGUUGUGGAGGCCAACCAGCCUAUCAGCAUCCAGGACUGGUGCAAGAAAGGCCGCAAGCAAUGCCGCAGUCACACCCACAUCGUGGUUCCAUACCGCUGCCUGGUUGGAGAGUUUGUGAGCGAUGCCCUGCUCGUUCCUGACAAAUGUAAGUUCCUGCACCAGGAGCGUAUCGACCAGUGUGAGAGCCACCUUCACUGGCACACUGUUGCCAAAGAGUCCUGUGGAGACCGCUCAAUGAAUCUCCAUGACUACGGGAUGCUUUUGCCAUGUGGUAUUGACCGUUUCCGAGGGGUGGAGUUUGUGUGCUGUCCGACGGAGGCAGAGCGAGAGGCAGACAGUGCUGAGCUGGAAGGGGAUGAGUCAGACGUCUGGUGGGGCGGAGCUGAGACUGAAUACACAGAUAACAGCAUGACGCGCCCGCCAGAGACAGAGCCAGCCACUACUGAGGACGAUGAGGACGAGGAUGAAGAGGCAGAAACAUUUGAAAGGGAUGAGAAUGGAGAUGGAGAUGUCGAUGAAGAUGAGGACGAGGAUGACGAGGAUGUAAUCGAUGAAAGAGAUAGUGAUGAGCGCAAUGCUAACAUCGCUAUGACAACCACCACAACCGAAUCAGUUGAGGAAGUCGUCAGAGCCGUGUGUUGGGCUCGUGCUGAGUCAGGCCCAUGUCAUGCCAUGCUGGAGCGUUGGUACUUCCUGCCUGAGAAGGGCCGCUGUGCUCCCUUCUUGUUUGGGGGCUGUGGGGGCAACAGGAAUAACUUUGACUCAGAGGAGUACUGCCUAGCUGUCUGCAGUACCUCGUUGCCCACAAUGGCCCCCAGUCCUCCUGACGCAGUUGAUCACUACCUUGAAGCACCUGGAGACAACAACGAACACCCCGACUUCCAGAAGGCCAAGGAAAGCCUGGAGGCCAAAUACCGUGAAAAGAUGUCCGAGGUGAUGAGGGAGUGGGAAGAAGCUGAGAGGCAGGCAAAGAAACUUCCUCGUGCUGACAAGAAAGCGGUCAUCCAGCACUUCCAGGAGAAGGUGGAGGCUGUGGAGCGGGAGGCAGCAGGAGAGAGGCAGCAGCUGGUGGAGACCCAUAUGGCCCGGGUGGAGGCUCUGCUAAACAGCCGCAGACGCCUGGCUCUGGAAAAUUACCUCAGUUCCCUGCAGGCCAACCCUCCACGGGCUCGUCAAGUGUUGACAAUGCUAAAGAAGUAUGUCCGUGCAGAGCAGAAGGACAGGCAGCACACGCUUAAAUGUUACGAGCAUGUCCGCACAGUUGAUCCCAAGAAAGCUGCACAGAUCCGGCCUCAGGUUUUGACCCACCUACGUGUGAUCGAUGAAAGGAUGAAUCAGUCCUUCGUUGUGCUCUACAAAGUGCCCAGUGUGGCGAAUGAGCUCCAAGGCCAAGUCUCUGUUCUGAUGCAGAGAGUUCAGGCAGAGCUGUCUCAGCAGGUCUCUUCUCUGCAGAGCGAUGGGCGGGUGGACGGCAGGGUGAGCUACGGUAACGACGCUCUGAUGCCCGAUCAGGCCUACAGCUCUGCUCCCAUGGAGCCCGGCCUGGAUGGACUGGGUUUCAUCCAUCCUGAGAGCUUCAACCAGCCCAACACAGAAAACCAUGUUGAGCCUGUUGAUGCUCGUCCAAUUCCAGAUAGAGGACUCCCCACACGACCUGUAUCAGCCCUGAAGCCAGAAGAGAUGCCAAAGGUGCAGAUUGGCCAGACGCACAGUUCUGAUUAUGCAGCUUCCAAAGAAAGACUGGUGUUUUUCGCUGAGAAUGUGGGGUCCAAUAAGGGGGCCAUUAUUGGACUUAUGGUUGGAGGGGUUGUCAUAGCAACCGUCAUUGUCAUCACCUUGGUGAUGCUGAGAAAGAAACAGUAUACUUCUAUUCAUCACGGUGUGAUCGAGGUGGAUGCAGCUGUGACACCAGAGGAGCGUCAUCUGGCCAAGAUGCAGCAGAACGGCUACGAGAAUCCCACCUACAAAUUCUUCGAGCAGAUGCAGAACUAAAGAACCCCCCCCCUUCUCACUUGUAGGGUCUGUUCCUUUCUGUCCCUUACCCUCAGGCCCUACACCCUCAGUUUCUCACCACUACAGGCAAGGGAGAGGUUUGAAGAGUCCUGCAAAGGCUGAUUUUGAUCUUGUUUGAAGGUUAGGAAGUAUUUGUACCAGUUGUCUCAAUCAGAAGUUUCCUUCCUUCUUUAUCCCUCAAUUGUAAAGCGCCACACUUAAGUUUAUAUUUACCUGUAAUUGAUAAGACAAGGGUCCCCUGUUUUACCUGCACAUUUCUGCAAAUCAGAACAAAGACAUCAGUGUUUGUAGUGAAAUACCCUGACGAUUGACUCGCCGCUGAGACCAGAAACAUUUCAAUCCUAGCUGUUUAAAUCCCUGCCUCUCCCGUCUCGCUCCGCCACUUUGCUCCAUUUUCCGAUGGCAGCUGUGCUGCAUUUGAUGAUUUAACGGUUCUUAGAGCUGGGGACGGGCGGAGGCUCUCAGAGCACCUCUCGCACGAUUAAAGCCCAACUGUUUCAGGUUUGUUUUUCAAAAAAGAAGUAAAAAACAGAAAAAUAUGCAUAAUCAAAAUAUGUACAAGUUGAAGAAUUUUGAAUGUUUUUGGUUUUCUGAUUAUUAUUUUUUAUGUGUAAUAUAUUAAGACAGAGAUUAGCUGUAAGUAUAUGUAGUGCAUGGCAAUAUUGAAGACAGAUGCAGUAUAUUGUAUGUUGAGUUCCUGGAGAGAGGUCCUCUUACUAGAUAUUUUAGCAGGAUUGUACAUUUCUCGUGUCUUCUUUGUGAUCUUGUGAUAUGAAGAAGAAAAAAAGAGUAUUCAAAACCAGUCUGCUUUGUGGUCACAGACUUGCUUUAACUGAGUUUGGCUCUUCACACUCAUCUCCAUGCUUCACUGUUGUGUUAGCUGCAUGGGCAAAAUGCUCUAUAUGUAAUAUAUAUGAACUGUUACAGUAUCCGAAAGGAAAACAAUUGUGUUACUGUUUGCGUUCUAUGCACUCUGUCAUUUUAGAAGAAUAUUAUCACCAAACAUUAUUCCUGUUAAUUCCCCUCAGGCCAAUUUCCGCGGUCCAUUGGGUUUUUAAUAGGUUUAUAUUGAACUCUCUAAAAGUAUCAUUCCACUCUUGCUUUUAUAUAUUUGGAGGAGAUCAGCUCUCAAUGGCCCAGUUUCAUUAUUAAGCUCCACCUCUCAAGUUUUUUCCCUCGCUUUUUUUCUACAUUCCCCCUUUUGUCCUGUUUGUCCACUCUUUCUGGCUGUGUCAGCAAUAUUUUACAGCACAGCACAGCACUUAGGAGUAUUUGCUAUAACACGAGUUGUUGUUCUUGGGCCAGCACAUAUCAAAUGUCUCUCCUCUUCACAUUCCUUCACCAAAUCUCUCACACAAUCUAUUUUUCUACAUUUCCUGCGUAAACAUGUACAGUGCUUCUGUCCGUCCUGUGGUGAACAUUUCUUUGCCUGCAUAUCUGUUAACAGUCAUAUCCUGAUGACUUACCAUCAGUAGUGGGAGUGGACCACAUGUUACAUCAGCAUAGAGACACAUUUCCCUCUCCCUUGAUUAAGUUAUUAAUGCCACCUCCAGUAAACAUGAAUGUGACAUGAAUAAUGUGCUUUUUAUACCAUAGAAAUACAACACAUAUCACCCCUCUACACAUUAUACUCACAUGUGAUCAGACACUUAAUGAAGCCCCUAAUCAGGUGAAUGUUUUAACAUUUGUAUUGAUGCUCACUCUGGGUGUCUUUGGAGAAAUGUGUUAUAAAAAUGAUGCUUUUCCCCCCAUUAUUGUGCAAUUAAAUGGACCAUUUGCUUAGAGUAAGAAAAAGCUUUCUACACUCACUAUACCAUGAAUAAAGUUUUGAAUGUACAUAA